AAAAAGAGGGGAGGAGGAAAGGGAAAGUGGGCGCACAUUUAACAGCAUGCUUGGGCACAGCGGCUUUUACACUCAGAUCCCGUCUGGCUUGCAGGUAGUGCUCGCACAUCCCUUGGGAUGGGCCCCGAGAUGCAGCUGCACACAACCCCGUAUACACGCUGCAGCUACGCUCUCCUCCGCGCAGCCCGGUCCCACGCUCCACCGAAGCCUCGGCCUCCCGGGAACUUCAUUUCCCGUCAGGUCCUGGGGCUGUGCGCACGCGCGUUAGCGGACACAGCUAUGGCGACCGUGCUGUCCCGUGCGCUCAAGCUCCCAGGGAAGAAGAGUCCAGAUUUAGGGGAAUAUGAUCCUCUCACCCAGGCUGACAGUGAUGAAAGUGAAGAUGAUCUUGUUCUCAACCUAAAGCAGAAAAAUGGGGGUGUCAAAAAUGGAAAGAGCCCUCAGGGAGAAGGGCCAGACCCUGACUCGGAUGCAGAAGGAGUUGGGCCUGCCAAGCAGCAUUUGUCAGAAGUUACCACAGAGGGCUACCCUUCGCCGCCUCUUGGCAGUCUGGAGCAAAAGGCAGCAUCUUCAUUUGUGUCUCAUGUGCGCACGUUGAUCUUCUUGCUCACUGUCCUGAUUUCGAUGAUCCUGGUGUUAGUAUGUGCCUUUCUGAUCCCUUGCCCUCCCAGAGAUCUGCAGAACAUGUGGAGCUGCCAUUUAGGCCCAGAAGGAGGUGGGGACUUGUCUCCACUAGAACUGGUUGAUGUGAAUGGCGAUGGGUUGCCUGAUGUCCUGCUUUCCUUUGUGAACCUAAGAAAUGGGAGUUUAAUAGGUGUCCCUAAGCCCCAGCCCACUCUUCUGGCUCUCUCAGGGGUAAAUGGUAGCACUCUUUGGACCAGUCCUCUCUCAGAGGAGGCCCAAAGUUUGCAAUGUUCUGGGCUAACUCCAUUAGACUCAGCAGAAGCCAUCUGUCUUGUGACUGGGAUAUCCAGGCUGCUCAGUGCACUCAAUGCCACAUCAGGCAAAGCCAUUUGGACUCUAAACCCAAGCCACUUGUCCAAUGGGACUUUGGCCACCCCAGCUUUGGUGCUGCCAGAUUUGGAUAAUGAUGGAGUUAGAGAUCUCAUUGUUCUGACCACUGGGCCCUCACAGGGAGAUCUCUGUUUCCUGCUAGUUUCAGGCAAGACAGGGAUUCCUAUGGGCCGGCCUGUGAAGUACGACAUCGUGAGAGAGGGCAAUCUGAUUGAUCCUCAGGUUUACAUCACCACACAUGGGGCGAUCUAUAUCCUGUUUGGCUUUGGCAAUAUUCAGGCCGUCGCCCUGAGGGAUAUUUUUGUCCAGGCCCAAAACCGGGACAGCUCACCGCCUUCGUUGCAGAUAGAGGAACCAGAGUGGGAGAAGAGAAGAUCCGUCAACCUGUCUGAGCUUAUUGACAUUUAUAGUGAUGGGGUUAAAUUCCUCCAGAUAGUAAAAGCACCAGACAGCAACUCCAGCAACCUCCUCAUCACAACCAGACAGGGCCUUGUCCUACUUCGGGGUCAAGACCUUGCACGUCAUUGGAUGCUGAAUCUCCAAGGCCUAUACAGCCAACCUACUCCUGGAUAUUUCACGAAUGACCAGACCUUGGAUUUCCUGCUGGAGGCACAAUAUGGAGAUGGGAUGAAAAAGGUGAUGGUAGUAGAUGGUAACUCAGGCACAGUCGUUUGGAAUUCCACUCUCUCGUGUCACAUGAAAGAAUCAGCGGCUACUUCAGUGAUGACAUCAGACCAAAAAUCUGUUUUUCUCUUUUGGGCUGAAGACCUGUCAGCAGCACCAUCUAAUUCAGAUCUCAACUCAGCAACUGAGCCACCUGUGCUCCACCAUCUUUACCUUCUGCAUCCAACCUUCCCCACAAUCCUCCUGGAUCUGGCUAAUGACACAGGCACUGUGAAUGCUUCAGCAAUUGGAAUUAAUGAUGUCUGGAAAGAUGCUUUCUAUGUUACCAGGAAAACAGGGCCUGGUUCUCAAAACCAUCUGAGACCUCUGAUUGUCAGCAAGGUGAACUUAAGGUGGGCCCUGAUGGAGAGUCAGGUUGUUGUGCUAAAGGAGACCACCCCCAAAAUUGGCCGAGGAGAACUUAGAAGAUUCCUUUCUAGGCUAAAGUUUGUUUCUUCUCAGAAGGUCUAGUCUGAAGGUACCUACAAUUUCAGAUGAGACUAAUGAGGACCCUCUCUUUAGCCUAGAAUCUUCUCAGUCAAGUCUGUAAAAUCAGGUAUAUGGAGAAAGCAAAAGGAAGCUUCUUUCCCCACAUUGUCUUGCCACCUCUGUAUAAUUAACCCAAAGCACUUUGGAAAGCAGCCUGUUACUCAUUCAUAACAGUUCCACCUGUCUGGUAAUGGCAUGUUUAGCUUCCCUUCUUGACUUUCAUAUCAAGACCAUCCACAAGCUUUCUGUGGGUCUUUUAAAAAUGUGAAAAAGAAAAAGAGAGAGAGAGAGAGAGAGAGAGAGAGAGAGAGAGAGAGAGAGAGAGAGAGAGAAUGCAUAAAUUAUAAGCAAAUGCUGAGAAUUGUCAGAGAAGUACUUAUAUCCAGGAAAUGUUUUUUGCUUUGUGUUACUUUAUGGGUUUUGAAGUGUGGAGUGUUUACUAGAUAUAUUUCAGACCCAUUUCCUUGCACAUGUGAAACAUAUCUGGGCCAUUUGGUCAUAUCUCUACUCCAAAUUUCCUACCUCUUAUCUUAGGGUUACAAUUUUUUAACCUUUCACUUCCUUCUCAUCCAUGUCAAGCUUGAACUAUCUCAUUUGUCAGUCAUUGGCACCAAUUUUAAAACAAUAUGAGAAGAAUGGCUAUUUUUAUCCCUUCCAUCUUUGUUUCUAACCUCCCAUCCAGCUGCCCAGAGGCUGUGGGAAGAACUACAUUACUAUCACAAGCAUAGUAAGAGGAAUAAGUUCAAAUGAAUUGUCUCUGAUAAAGCCCUAUGUUAUUUUGGUUUUCAGUGAGUCAGAGAUGAUCCACUGCUUCUGAUGUCAGGAGUAAGUGGAACAUUGUCACUGCUCACAAAAACACUGAACGUCAGGAAGAGUUGAGAUUCAUAUUCUUUUUCCCACCUUAUACUGGCUUUUCAUAAUGAUUGGUACACUUCCCUUAUGGAGGCCUCUUCCUACAACUUGUUCUUGCAUUUUCUGUUGUUAAAGAAUAUUUUUGCUUUGUCGUACAGAAUUCUUAUGGGAGGAAAAGCUAUUCCUGAGCCCUUCCCUGAAAACCUUGAGCCUUGAUAUAGUUGAUCUGUCCCAUUGACCCUAUUCUUUUUAGAGCCAUGGAACAGCUUAUAUAUAUUUUGUGAUGUUCUUGUGUAAAUACUGUAACUUUGUAAAUAGCAAGUUCAUUGGUGUAGUCUCCAGUUUUUUAGUUCCCUUCCUCUAUUUUUUUCUUAAUAGGAAUAGAUUCUAGUAAACUAUCUUCCAGUAGGGGUUAUUUAUUGGGCUAAGCCUCUCAGUUGAUGAUAUGUCAUAGGAAAUCCCAGUCAAGAGCAGGUAGGAGGACUCUUCUCUCCCUUGAGCUAUUUUAUGAUAUGUCUUCACUGAAACUAUCAUUAGUUUUCUCUUAACUUAAUCUUAUGCUCAUUUUAGAGAUUUCACUGAUAAAAUUGCUAAAUUUCCUAAUGAAAGUCAUAUGACAUAAUAUUAGAGGGUUAGUCACUGUCAGUGUGCACUAUGUGCUGUUUGAAAUGCAGCCAGUGUAGGUGCCUGACCCAUACCUGUGAAGACAGUCAGUUCCAGCAUAGCUUGUGUCUGAAUCCCAGUUUGGCACAGAUGAAGGAAAAAAAAAAAGGAUCAAGUUGGAUCUAGGAAUAUCCCGGUAGGAAAAGAUGGUUCCAGGUCAUCUGGACCUGUUUUGAAGGAUAUGGUGCACUACACCCUGUUUUGGUUGAGGAGCCUUCUCUGCUUUAAAUAGACCCAAAGUCUAAUGUGGGCCAAACUCAAUGUCAUGCUCUAUACUGGUCCCUAUGGCCCGAGGUGUUCCCUGUCACAUGCCACUGAGAUCUGAGCAUUUCACAUUUCUGCAGUAUACCCAGACUUUCAUAUUGGCUGCCCAUAUUUAGGCAGAAACAUAUGGUACAAUUUGUUCAUUGCACGUGUUGUGGAGAUUUGUUUUUGGUUAAGUCGCAGAAAUAUACAAUAGAAGAGCCGGAAAGAAUGUUUUGUGUGAAUUCCAGGUGAUGUACUUGCCUAACACACCUUAAGGGUUCAACUUUGGCUUCUUGAUGUGGCUCUUUCCCUUGUUCUCUUCCCUAAAUAGAUAAUGAGUGGUGAUGGACAGUUUGGGUGCUAACCCAUGUUCAAAUAUGUGUAAACCUCCCUCUUCUCUCAGGGAACCAUUAACUGGAUAAAUGAGCAUUAGUCUUUAUUGUAAGCAUUCCUUUCUUUUCUCUGCUCCUCACAUUGGGUCCCUGUAAUAGCUCAAACAAUAACUACUAGAAGCAGUAAUAAUACCGUCUGCAUUUUGCUGCAAAUGAAGCUGACUCCUCUGUACUCUGUCCUGUCUUUGCUUCCCUCUUCAAUCAAUCUAUGAGGGACCCUUUAAUUCUUCUGUGGUAUUGUUACAUCAAUUCCCAUAAAUGUGAACUGUUGUCAACAUCUUCUGUGUAAAAGAAACAUCACUCUAUGUAUUGUCAGGAAAGCAUUUAAAAUACAAGAUAAAACAAAUAAAUACCAUGUACAGGAUU
Molecule: messenger RNA, 4685 nt
Organism: Trichosurus vulpecula (common brushtail)
Lineage: Eukaryota; Metazoa; Chordata; Mammalia; Diprotodontia; Phalangeridae
Gene: FAM234B
Product: family with sequence similarity 234 member B
Exons: 13
Coding region: 118-2148 (676 amino acids)
Source: RefSeq, a predicted model, not a curated record